GUUCGCACACACAAGCAUUCUUCCCGUUCGAUUUCCCAUUCUAAAUGAAGAAGGAAGGAGCAGUUUAAUAAUGGCGGACACGUGUGGACAGGUGGUGCUAGGAACCGGGCUUACGGUUCUUUCCCACCCGCUUAUGUACAUUAAAGUACUAGUUCAGGUUGGGCAUGAACCUCUCCCCCCCACGACUGGAAGGAAUAUAUUUGGCAGGCAGGUGUACCAGCUCCCCGGUCUUUUUGCAUAUGCAAAGUACAUAAUGAAGGUGGAUGGGAAGGCGGGGCUCUUCAAAGGCCUCAUGCCCCGGCUCUGUGCUGGGACCAUCGGCACCGUAGUCCACAGCAGGGUCCUGCAGAGAUGCCAGGAAUCUGGCAAAGGUGAGAUCGCAAGGAGUUCGAAUGGAGACCGCUCAUUCCAGCAUGUGAUAAAUGAGACGACCAAAGAGAUGGUAGCACGUUCCUGUGCCACACUCAUCACGCACCCUUUCCAUGUGAUCACUUUGAGAUGCAUGGUGCAGUUCAUUGGCAGGGAAACAAAAUACUGUGGUGUUAUAGAUUCUGUUUUCACAAUCUACAAAGAGGAGGGGAUUCUGGGAUUCUUUGCUGGGCUCAUCCCCCGUCUCCUUGGCGAUGUGCUGUCGCUAUGGAUCUGUAACAUGCUGGCCCACCUGAUUAACACCUAUGCCAUUGACGAUUCGAUGAACCACAUGGGUGAGAUCCGAAACUGCUCCCAGGCUGUCACUGGGUUUUUUGCUAGCAUGCUCACGUAUCCCUUCGUAUUGGUCUCCAACCUGAUGGCCGUGAAUAACUGUGGGCUGGCCGGUGGCCUUCCCCCCUACGCCUCUGUAUAUCCCACCUGGCUGGAUUGCUGGAGACACUUGAGCCUGGAGGGAAACAUGAGCAGAGGAAAUAGUCUAUUUUUCCGAAAGUUGCCAGCAGGAAAGAUGUAUGCAGUGGAUCAGAAGAGAUUCUUUUAAAGGUGAAUCAGCAAAAGAGUAAUUGUACUAAGAUGAAGUGGGACAAGUAUAUCAAUUCUUUGUAUGCAUUUGUUUACAUUUGUUUUUUUUUUAACUACCACCAGUUCAAAUAAUGAUAUGUAAUUUUAUGACAGUGGGAGCUGCUUUGAUUGAAUCAGUAAAGAGCUUUAUAUUAAUACUUAGGGAUUUGUUUAAAAAAGGAACUUUUUAAACUCAUGGCUUGCAAUGGAGGCAAUUCACUUUUUACAUAAAGUGAAUAAUGUCUUCCCUUCGCUGUUGGGAUUUGGCGUGUCCCUGGUUAUCAGCAGCGUUCAUUGUACAGAAGUUCCCCACUGUGCCACUGUCAGGUUCCUCCGGUCAGGAAGGGCAAUCUCUGGUCUGCCACCAGUUCACGCGGACUUGCCUAUUUCAGUGUCCCUGCAAGCUCAGCAUGUACCUUUUGUUAUCCUGAAACCAGCCUGUGUUAGUAAGUGUGUCGUAAUGCUGAAUGUGUGAUUAUGCUAUGGCUCCAGCAGAGGGUCCAAUUCCAGAGAAAUGUCGAAUAAAGCCAAUGACUGGUGAGAAAUGAG
Molecule: messenger RNA, 1539 nt
Organism: Brienomyrus brachyistius
Lineage: Eukaryota; Metazoa; Chordata; Actinopteri; Osteoglossiformes; Mormyridae
Gene: mtch2
Product: mitochondrial carrier homolog 2
Exons: 13
Coding region: 71-970 (299 amino acids)
Biological process (GO): positive regulation of apoptotic process
Cellular component (GO): mitochondrion; membrane
Source: RefSeq, a predicted model, not a curated record